AUGGAGAACGAUAAGGGAGAACUCGUCGAUCUUUACGUCCCAAGAAAGUGCAGCGCAACCAACCGCAUCAUCAAAGCCAAGGAUCACGCCUCAGUCCAGAUUUCUGUCGGAAAGGUUGACGAGAACGGCCGUCUUACCGGAGAGAGCCAAGUCUACGCACUAUGUGGUUUCGUACGAGCAAUGGGAGAGAGUGACGAUUCUUUGAACCGAUUGGCACAACGUGAUGGACUCUUGAAGAACGUUUGGAGCGGAAGCAGCCAACGAUAA
Molecule: messenger RNA, 267 nt
Organism: Glarea lozoyensis ATCC 20868
Lineage: Eukaryota; Fungi; Ascomycota; Leotiomycetes; Helotiales; Helotiaceae
Product: 40S ribosomal protein S21
Exons: 2
Coding region: 1-267 (88 amino acids)
Biological process (GO): translation; endonucleolytic cleavage in ITS1 to separate SSU-rRNA from 5.8S rRNA and LSU-rRNA from tricistronic rRNA transcript (SSU-rRNA, 5.8S rRNA, LSU-rRNA); endonucleolytic cleavage to generate mature 3'-end of SSU-rRNA from (SSU-rRNA, 5.8S rRNA, LSU-rRNA)
Cellular component (GO): cytosolic small ribosomal subunit; ribosome
Molecular function (GO): structural constituent of ribosome
Source: RefSeq, a predicted model, not a curated record